AUGUCUGCUUUGAUUACAAUUGCUUUGCAGUGUCUUAUCACGAAAGGCACUCACCACAGCGUUGCACACGCAGGUGGUGGGUUCCCGGAGCAGGCCCCUCCACCCCCAGCCUCAGCACCGCACAUCCGGGCCACCCUCGCGCACCCCACACAGUCACGCUGCACACAGUCACGCUGGCGCCCCGCGGGACCCGUGGCCAGGCCCCCCCCAGACCCCGGAGGGUGCAGGGAAUGCACGCACCCGCACCCCAUCCUGAAUUCCCCAGCCCCGCAUCCCAUCAGUCCCGUGGGAUCGGGCCCUGAGCUCGGGGUCAGCAAGGUACCGCAGUCCCCCUUGAACACAAGGCGUCGGCGUGGGGCGGGGGCGUUCCCGGGGGUGCAGCUCACCCGGCACGCGCGGGCGUGGCACACGGCAGCGAUGGGCCACGGACUCGUGCACGCCCUCCGGAGCCCGCCCGCUCCCGGCUGGGACGCCCCGCGCGGCGGGCCGGGGCUUCUGCACCAGGCAGGGGGCGGAGCUUCCGGGCCAGGUAGAAGCCCGGCUUCUGGACCGGGUUUCGGGACGGGGGCGGGGCUUGUUGAGUGGGCGGGACCUUGUGGGCGGGGCUUGCGGACCUGGCAGCCAAUUUCCGUUUCGCUUUCCGCGGGCUGGGGGCGGCGGCGGCGGCGGUCAGAGAUGGAGUCGAAAGCCAAGGGACCACCCCACGGGGGACCAGCCCCACGGGAGACCCGUGCCUUCUCAGCAUCAGCUAAGCUUCUCUUUGUGUCUUCACAGGCCAGACAGACCCUGGAACAUUACUCUUGCACUGCGGAAAAGAUUGGUCAUGUAGAUAUCACAAAAGACAGAACAAGCACGGUGGAGGCCUGCGUGCCCCUGGAGCUGGCCAAGAACAAGAGCUGCCUGGUUUCUAGAGAAACAUCUGUCCUGACUACGGGGAGUUGCCUAGCCUCUACAGAGCCUUCUCCAGAGCCGAUGAUGACCCUGUGCCUCAGCAGUAUCUAUGAGGACUUGAAAAUGUACCAGGGGGAGUUCAAGGCCAUGAAUGCAAUACUAUUGAUGGAUCCCACAAGUGAGAUCACUCUAGAUAAAGACAUGCUAACAGCUAUUGAUGCCCUGAUGCAGGCUCUGAAUUCCAAGAGCGAGACAGUGCCACACCAACCUUCCUCUGAAGAGCCAGAUUUGUACAGGAUAAGAAUGCAGCUUUGCAUCCUUCUCCAUGCCUUUAGAGUCCGUGCAGUUACUAUCGACAGAGUGAUGAGCUACCUGAGCUCUUCCUGAGAGGACAGCCCUCCCUGCAGUGUCUGGUAGAGCUAUAUUUGAUGAGCUAUUCUGUACCAAAGUAUUCAUGGAAACAGACACUCCCUAUUAUUUAUCAGUAUUUAUUUUAUUCAGGAAAAUGUUAACUAAUUUAUAUUUAUUUAUAUUCUAUUUAUUAUAAUGUAUUUAUAAAAUGCUGGAAAACAUACCUUGUAAAUGUUGUUCUAGUAA
Molecule: messenger RNA, 1488 nt
Organism: Dipodomys ordii (Ord's kangaroo rat)
Lineage: Eukaryota; Metazoa; Chordata; Mammalia; Rodentia; Heteromyidae
Gene: Il12a
Product: interleukin 12A
Exons: 6
Coding region: 1-1278 (425 amino acids)
Biological process (GO): immune response
Cellular component (GO): extracellular region
Molecular function (GO): growth factor activity; interleukin-12 receptor binding
Source: RefSeq, a predicted model, not a curated record